Eutrema salsugineum is the source of this 3108-nucleotide messenger RNA. RefSeq lists its product as uncharacterized. Gene Ontology annotation, molecular function: protein binding. The transcript is spliced from 6 exons. The coding region runs from base 164 to 2926 and encodes 920 amino acids. NCBI's taxonomy places the organism in Eukaryota, Viridiplantae, Streptophyta, Magnoliopsida, Brassicales, Brassicaceae. The record is from RefSeq and is a predicted model, not a curated record.
UGCUGAAGAAUGAUCGAUCAUCAUCAUCAUCUCGUCUUCUCUCCCUGACAAAUUCACCGGCGAGAGAGAGAGGCACAAUUUUUUGAAAUUUCUCUUCAAUUUCGUAUGCGAUUCCAAUUAGUUUUCGCGAGACUUUGGAUCCGUGGAGGAGGAGGAGGAGGAGAUGGAGAAUGGGGAAAACAGGUUGGAUCGGAAGAGGACGAUGACGAUGAACUGGGAAGGAUUGGGGGAUUUCGAAGACGACGACGAUAGAUUCUUCGAAACUCAUGAUCGUCUCUCUUCCGCUCUUACUUUCGACAUGGACGGCUCUUCUUCCGACGAGGACGACGGUUUCGACGACUGUCGAAUCUCGUUUUCCUCCGCCGUCUCUUCCUUAACCUCCGUUUCCAACGCCUCCCGGAAAUUCCGUACUCCGGCUAUGUCGCCUGAUUACGAUAUCUGGAUGGCUGCUCCGGGCUCGAUCUCCGAGCGCCGUCGUCGUCUCCUCCACGGAAUGGGCCUCGUCAGCAAUAAAGAUAUGGUCUCGAUUCGCCGCGUGGUCUCUAACGCGACCAUUGUUAGCAACGGCGAAGAUAAGAAGAAGAAGAAGAACGGUGAAGUGGAGGCUAAAGAUGAUGUUCCCGGUGAAUCGGAGCCUCUCGAUAACGACCACGCUCCUCUCGUCCCGGUUAUGUUUGCUCGGUCGAGAUCGGAAUCUGACAUCGAGAGGUUUCUGAUUGAGAAAUGGAGGAAAGAGGAGCUUCUCGGGAAAAUCUCGAAGCAGCGUCUCACAAGAACCUUUUCGACAAUCGGAGUUACACGGACCAGAAUUUGCCAGUACCAAACACCAAUCAGACAAUCCCCUGCGAAGGCCUCUCGUGGUGGCUCAGAUUCAUUGACAUCGGUUAUGUCGUCGAAAGCCAGGCUCGGUGCGUUUUUCUUGAUAAAGAAUCUUGACACUGGAAAGGAAUUCAUAGUGAAUGAGUAUGAUGAAGAUGGAAUGUGGAACAGGCUUAGUGAUUUGCAGACGGGGAAGCAGUUAACUUUGGAGGAAUUUGAGAAAUGCGUUGGGUAUUCUCCUGUGGUUAAAGAGCUUAUGCGUAGAGAGAAUGUGAACAGGAUUAACUACGAACCUUUGAUGGAUCUUAGGAAAUUCAAUUCGUAUUUGUCAAAGAGCGUGAGGCUGAGCAAGAGAAGAGGAGCUGCAUUGUUGAAGAACAUAAAAGGUGUUGCUCAUUCUAUGAGUUUAAGAGUUGCAGAUAAAGAUGUAAGCGAUGGAAGCACCGAUAGUCCUAAGAAAGGGAAAGAUCAUAAACAUGGCAAAGCUAAUGAGUGGGUGAAAGUGAGGCCAACAGGGAAGUCUUACAAGGAAUUGAGCGCUUUGCAUAUGUGUCAAGAGAUUCAAGCUCACGAGGGUGCGAUUUGGACUAUCAAGUUUAGUCCAGAUGCUCAUUAUCUUGCGAGCGGAGGACAUGAUAAAGUCAUUCAUGUUUGGGAAGUGCAAGAAUGUGAACUAAUGUCUAUGAAUGAAGGGAGUCUCACUCCGAUUCAUCCUUCGCUUUGUGACUCUGUGGAAAGAUCAUUUGCUGGUAAUGAGAUAACUGUGGUGGAAAAGAAAAAGAAGGGAAAAGGCUCAUCAGGAAGAAGAAGCAAUCAUAUUCCUGAAUAUGUACAUGUUCCUGAAACCGUCUUCUCCUUUUCAGAGAAACCUGUUUGCUCUUUAAAGGGUCAUUUGGAUCAGAUUUUGGAUUUGUCAUGGUCCAAAUCUCAGCUUCUCCUUUCGUCUUCCAUGGACAAAACAGUCAGGUUAUGGGAUCUAGAAACCAGAACAUGUCUCAAAAUGUUUGCCCACAAUGACUACGUUACAUGUAUUCAGUUCAACCCAGUAGAUGAAAAUUACUUCAUAAGUGGGUCACUUGACGCUAAGAUAAGGAUAUGGAGCAUACAGGAUCGACAUGUUGUAGAAUGGAGUGAUCUUCAUGAAAUGGUCACUGCUGCUUGCUAUACCCCAGACGGUCAGGGUGCGCUUAUUGGAUCACAUAAAGGAAUGUGCCGUGCUUACGAUACAGAAGAUUGUAAGCUGAACCAAACUAAUCAAAUUGAUGUCCAGAGCCAUAAGAAAUCGCAUGCGAAAAGGAAGAUCACUAGUUUUCAGUUCUCCCCGGUGAAUCCAUCUGAAGUUCUUGUCACAUCAGCUGAUUCACGGAUAAGAAUUUUAGACGGUUCCGAAGUUAUUCACAAGUUCAAAGGCUUUACAAACACAUGCAGCCAAAUCUCGGCUUCGUACAGCCAAGACGGGAAAUACGUAAUCUGUGCGAGUGAAGACUCUCAGGUUUACCUGUGGAAAAGCGACAGUCAUCGAACAUCAUCAGAGACAGGAAAAAGAUCAGCAGUCAUGACACAAUCACACGAACAUUUUCAUUGCAAAAAUGUCUCAGCCGCUGUCCCUUGGCACGGUCAUGUUAGAGGCGAACCACCACCGGUUCAGAUUCACUCAAAGCGCCACUCAAAACGCAUAUCCACUUCGAGCCAGCCUGCGUCCGCUACAGGCUCACCAACAAAAGACGAAACACCGGCUGCACCAACUACAUCUAACCGGAACAAGAAACCGGGAUUACCUCCUAUACCAAAGAAAACCGCUACGCAGAGUCCACAGCAACAACCGGAGGAAGAGUUGGGACCGGAGAUAGGAAGCAGCGAGUCGUUUGGGUCGAGCAUGAACGGUUUGGAGCAGCCUUCGUCGAGGUUUGGGGAAUCUCCGUCCAUAAACACGUCGUCUAGGUUAUCCUCGUGGUCGUGGUUCGAUAGUGGAGGCCACGGUCCACAAACUAUACAGCCGACGGCUUGGGGGAUGGUGAUUGUGACGGCUACAAUCCAUGGUGAAAUCCGUUCUUAUCAAAAUUUUGGGUUACCGAGAAGAAUCGGUCGCCAAACCACUCUGUUUUGAUAGUAAUGUUUAUUUUUCUUGAUGAUUUGUUGUGGUUGCUUGUAGAGUACGUAAAGAAGCCUACUUACUGAAACAACCGUCAUUAGUGUUGAGAACCUCUCUCGACGUUUAUAUUAUUGAGUUGUAUUGUAUCGAGUCCCCAAGAAAAUUGUGUAGCUCUCCAAAUAGAAAUCAAAACAAUU